Molecule: messenger RNA, 1602 nt
Organism: Fonsecaea multimorphosa CBS 102226
Lineage: Eukaryota; Fungi; Ascomycota; Eurotiomycetes; Chaetothyriales; Herpotrichiellaceae
Exons: 7
Coding region: 1-1602 (533 amino acids)
Biological process (GO): transmembrane transport
Molecular function (GO): transmembrane transporter activity
Source: RefSeq, a predicted model, not a curated record
AUGUCUACCGAUUAUCAGACAAAAGAGGUGGUUGAAAGCCAUGCCGACUCGAAAGAUGUCCAUCAUCGCCAGCACUCUCUUAGCGAGAGGGUGCGCCACAGCAUCUCUGUGCAAGCAAUCGACGAGAACACGGUCGAAGGCCAAAUCUUCUCCAUGAACGAUGUCGAUCCUGUCCUUGAUAAGAAAAUGCGUCUUGUGAACGCUGCCAUCGACGAAAUCGGUUGGACUAACAUGCAUCUGAAGCUUUUCUUCCUCAAUGGCUUUGGCUACGCAGCCGACUCGUUGAUUUUGCUGCUGCAAUCAGUCACUUCCGGUCAAGCCGCACUCGAAUUCAACCCUUCUUUCAAAAACGGUCUUACCGUGGCUGCAUACUGUGGCAUGUUGAUUGGGGCCUUGUUCUGGGGCUUGAGUGCCGAUGUAAUUGGUCGUCGAUUCGCUUUCAAUGUCUCCUUGUUCAGCUGUUCGAUCUUUGCCGUCUGUGCUGGUGCCUCUCCUAAUUGGUGUGCCCUGGGUGCCUUCACGGCGUUGGCAGCGUUCGGUUCUGGAGGCAACUUGAUCCUCGACACCACUGUGUUCCUCGAAUACCUUCCUGGCAACAAGCAAUGGCUUCUGACUCUAAUGGCAUGCUGGUGGGGGCUCGCUCCGGUGAUCGCGGCGGCCUUCGCAUGGCCAUUUCUCUCGAUUGGCAAGUACAAUUGCUCAAGCCACGCGACUUGCACCUAUCACAACAAUAUGGGCUGGCGUUAUGUCUGGUACUCAAACGGAGCACUGGUGUUCGUUCUUAGUAUCCUCCGUGUGACGGUCAUCCGGCUCAAGGAGACUCCAAAGUACCUCCUGGCAAAGGGCCUAGACCAAGAAGUUGUCAACACUUUCCAUUCGAUUGCUGCCAAAUACAACAGGCCUUGCUCGCUCACCAUUGAGCAGCUCGAGGCGUGCGGCCCAAUUAAAUCCACAUACGGAAAAUCGCGAUACGGGUUUUCGGAGUUUGUGGCUCAUCUGCGUGGCCUCUUCGAAACAAAGAAACUCGGGAUCUCUACUGGCUUGAUUUGGUUCUCCUGGACCUUGAUCGGACUCGCGUAUCCGCUGUUCUACGUUUUUCUGCCCCAGUUCCUCGCCAGUCGUGGGGCUCAGACUGGGCAGAGCGGUGCGUACUACACCUGGCGAAACUACAUGAUCACGAAUACGGUUGGCAUCUUCGGGCCCGUCCUUGCCGGGUUCAUGUGCAACUGGAAGCUCCUGGGACGAAGAUAUACAAUGGUGAUUGGUGCUCUGAUCUCCAUGGCCUUUUUCUUCGCGUACACUGCCGUGCGCACUCCGGCUCAGAAUAUCGGCUUCACAUGUGCCAUUUACUUCUUCGUCAACGUUUACUAUGGUACACUCUAUGCAUAUACCCCCGAGAGUUUGCCGUCCGCCCACAGAGCUACGGGAAAUGGUAUCGCAGUCGGUUGCAAUCGGGUUAUGGGUCUCGUGAGUGCAUUUGUGGCGGAGUACUCCAACACCGCCACAAGUGCUCCCAUCUACAUCUGUGCAUCCCUCUACAUCGCCAUGGCACUCGUGGCCAUUGCCAUGCCUUUCGAGCCGUAUGGAAAGAGGUCAAUGUAG